Cordyceps fumosorosea ARSEF 2679 is the source of this 2103-nucleotide messenger RNA. Its product is annotated as Low temperature requirement A. The record is from RefSeq and is a predicted model, not a curated record. Bases 1 to 2103 code for a protein of 700 amino acids. The transcript has 6 exons. Lineage: Eukaryota; Fungi; Ascomycota; Sordariomycetes; Hypocreales; Cordycipitaceae.
AUGGACCACGAAGAACCUCGCAUCGUCACCGCCGAGAAGCCGCGCUGGUUCAAGAGCCCAUUAGCGUCUGAUAGGCUACGACGACCUUCUGAAUCACACCCGCCCCCGAGUCCAUUCAAAGACUCUCUACAGACUAGCUCGGAUGAAUACGAUUACAGCGGCUAUCCUCCGUUCAAGCGCUACGAAGAGCCAACUCUACUGGAGAUAUUGUAUGACUUGUUCUUCGCAGCAAACUACAACGUCUUUGCCCAAAGUCAAUCGGUGACCAACCACCGCCGCUUCAAAUCCUAUGUAGGCUACUUCAGCUUGCUUUGGGGCACCUGGUUUAUGGUCACUCUGUAUGAUGUCCGCUAUGUUACAGACAGCAUCUUUGAACGCAUAGCGCGAGCCGUCCAGCUUGGUGUGCUUGUUGGUUUCACCGUUGUCGCGCCAAACUUUGAUCCAGAAGAUCAAGAUGAACCCACGAUGAUGACAAUGUCUCUCAUGUUAUUCGCCUCCCGAAUUUGCUUGGCCAUCGAAUACGCACAUACCCUUGCACAGAUUUUCAAGUACAAGCGCGCACGGCGACCCUUCUACAUUCAAAUCGCCAUCAACGUCAUCAGCGCGGCAGUAUACCUUGGGGUGACAUUCUGUUUCGAGGAGAAGCAAAGCCGUGUUUUCAUAACAUGGUAUGUUUUUACAGCGGCUGAAGCCAUACUGAGCCUUGUCGUUUCCAACUACUGGAGGACGCUGAGCUUCACACGCACGCACCUGAUGAAGCGUCUCAGCCUCAUCACUGUCAUGAUUCUGGGUGAGAGCAUCCAAACCGUAGCCCAAAAUAUCGCCACGAUAGUCAAGACACCAUCCGCAUGGAAUCCCUAUACCAUUGGUAUGAUCACGGCCGCCACCGCCACAAUCUACUGUGUCUUUCUCGUCUACUUUGAUUGGAUGCGACACCUUCAGUUGCCUGCCCUUCGACAGCAACUCUGGACAGCCCUGCACUACCCUUUUCACCUGUCUCUGGUGCUGUUCAUGCAAGGAUAUACGCAGCUCAUCCUUUUCGUGAAGGCGUUCAACGUUGUUGAUAACCUCACCAAUGCUUGGCUACCGGACACGACCCCUGUUAGUGAUGUCAACGAGACGAGCCGUAGCAUCGCCAACGAGCUGGCCAACGCAUCCGCUGAAAUUUUUCGCCUAUACCCGCCCCAGGACUCGAUGGUGCGCGCCAUAGUGAAUAGCUCCAUUGCCAACAUCUCGACGAUCCCAGACAGGACCUGGCCAGACCUUGAAUACUAUCUAACAAGCAGCAACGAGACGGAGCCAGAUGAGGCAACACUAAAAGGAUUCUCUACUUUUGUAGAGCAGCUUGUCGUCAUCAUCUCGGCGCUGGCCAACAGCAUCUUCUCGUCCUUUGACAUUGAUCUCAGCACGGACGUCAGCCUGAAGCAAAACGGCGAUUCCAAUCCCAUCAAGCUAGCCGAAAACCAAAUCACCAUCAGCGAGAAGACGAGACAGCGCUCUCGCCUCGUCUUUGCUUACACUUACAUUGCCUGCGGCUGCACCCUCGUCCUGCUCGUCAUCAUGGCGCUCGUGUCGCGCAUGUCACCACUUGGCCGCCUCCCGCGCUUGCGCUUCAUCAUCUGCACCCUGCUGGGCAUCGGCCUCGCCGUCACGUCGGUACUUUUCUUCGACCCCGACAAGGCGGACAACUUCCUCGACAGCCCCUGGCCCAUCCCGACGGUUCUCUUUGGCUGGCUCAUCGUCACGGUUCUCGUUCACGUUCGCGGUAGCAGCGGCGGCAGCGGCAGAAGUCGGUCGCUGCUCGACACGGCGCGCAACGUGAUAAGCUUGUUCCGUCCGCGCAGGAGGAAGGAAAGGGAUCCGGUGCGGGACGACGGUGAUAGCCAGCAAGUGGCGCUGCGCUUCUGGCCGCCGACGAGGGAAAAUACGGACCUCUCAGCCGCGGAUACCCUGCAAGAGGGCAUUAGUGUGCCUCCGAAACGGCGGAGGGUGUCGUUUAGGGACGUGUCUCCCAGGGCCAUACCACGGCCAGGGUCACCGCAUUCGAUAUACAGCCAUGCGGGUAACACGCAUCGAAAAGUUGACGGCAGUGAUCAAGUCUAA